AAGACGGAAACGGAAGCGCCGUUUACAGGAAGUCAACGUUUCCACCAAUGGCAGAGGGAGACGCAAGUUUAGCGGGGGAUUCAGUAGUUAGUAUUCAGUGGACCUGUUAGCGGGAAACGACAGUACCCACAGAACCAGUCCAACAGAAGCAACAGACACAAUAUCAGUUUUCUCUUUAAUUCUGCACAAUCCUACCAAAGAUCGGGUGGUACCACGGAGCAGGGAUGUUGUUCCGAUCUAUUGUUGACAGACGACUGGGGAGUCGAAAGCAAAAUGCCCUCACUGCAGAGCCUUGGCCCAAAUUUCCACUGAGUUCACUGCUGAAGGGCUUCCAGUGUAUUCGACACGACGAACACAUCUCAUAUGGGAACCUGGGUACCUCUGUGCCUCCGUUUGGAUUGGCCUUCUCCUCAGCUGGAGAUUUGCAGAACAUCCUGGCAGUGGCGAAUGAAGAAGGAAUUGUCAGGAUCUACAACACAGAGAGCAAAAAUAACACACUUCUUAAAGAAUGGCUGGCUCAUGAAAAUGCUGUCUUUGACAUUGCAUGGGUCCCAGGAGAACCUCACAUGGUGACUGCUGCAGGUGAUCAAAUGGCCCGGUUGUGGGAUGUGAAGUCGGGAGAAAUGUUAGGCAGCUUUAAAGGUCACCUCUGCAGCCUCAAGUCAGUUGCAUUUUCACCUCAAGAAAAAGCUGUGUUCUGCACUGGAGCGAGAGAUGGAAACAUUAUGGUCUGGGACACCAGAUGCAGCAAAAAAGAUGGUUUCUACAGACCAGUUAAGCAGAUCUGCGGCGCUCACAACAAAGCAGAGGCAAACCCUCCGUCGAAGAUAAAGAAGCGACGCAGCAGCACGCGAGGAAUGGCUCCCAGUGUGGACUCCCAGCAGAGUGUCACAGUGGUUUUGUUUCAAGAUCAGCAUUCUCUCAUCUCAUCAGGGGCAGUUGAUGGAGUUAUCAAGCUGUGGGACCUGAGAAAGAACUACACGUCACACCGUCAGGACCCAAUCCCAAUGCAGACGUAUCCAUACCCGGGUUCGUGCAUGCGUAUGAGGCUGGGUUAUUCUGGCCUCGUCCUGGACUCAUCACGUUCCAAUGUGAUGUGUAACUGCACGGACGACAACAUCUACAUGUUCAACAUCAGUGGAAUAAAGACAAGUCCAGUGGCAGUGUUCAGUGGUCACCAGAACUCAUCCUUUUAUGUUAAGUCAUCCAUUAGUCCAGACGACCAGUUCUUAGCCAGUGGCUCCAGUGACACCCACACGUAUAUCUGGAAGAUUGCCGACCCUCAGCAUCCUCCCAUGAUGCUUCAAGGCCACAGUGAGGAAGUGACCUCUGUCGUGUGGUGUCCCACAGAUUUCACCAAGAUUGCUUCCUGCUCUGACGACCACACCGUUCGUAUCUGGAGGCUUUGGCGGGAGUCGCCCGGAGCAGAGUCUGCAGUGGGUGAAGCCAACCUCGUGGGCUGGGCGCGUCCUAAAUCUCCCACAAGGCAUUUAAUCAAAGCAGAGAUGACUCCUGCCAAGACUCAGAUGGACAGUCUGGGAGGCCCAGCCUCACCUCAGCAGGCAGCCUGUGCCCCCAGUGGAGCCGCUCUACCUUUCCCUUCCAGCACCUCUUCCCCUGUUCAGUGUCAGGACACCAAAAUUGCUGCUCUUCGCCAGAAAACACCCUCCUCGAUCAAAGAGUGGUUAUCCCCCAACAGAGGGUCCCCCAGUCAGCUCAGCCCUCCUCUGCGCAGAGUACUGAGCCCGUGUCCACAGAGUCCGGUGAGCGCCAGCCCUCCCACAGAGCGACGAGCUAAACGCAGGCUGCAGACGAGUACAUCUGCGGGCUGUGAGGCCUCAGAGCAAUGUGACUGUGUUACUGAACUCUAUCCUGUGGCCAAGAGGAGCCGGGCCAUGGCUGGUGUUUGCUGCCAAGAUCAGGAGAGCAGGGUACAAACAGACUGUCACGCAGAAGACAGACAAGUCCCGCUUAGACAGAGUGGAAAGGAAAAUUUCUCUCCCACGGGGAAGGACUGGCUCACUGUGAUGGGUCAGAAGAUGACCAAAGGUCUCAGAAGCCCCAGUGUUCUCAGGAGUCCAAGUUCCUCAAAGAAACAGGAAGGAAGAACGCCAGCUUCACCUACAACCCACUCCCCACAGAGCAUGAAGAAAAUCUCCUCAUAUUUCAUGAGACCAACUCCGGAGUGACCCACUCCAGCUCAGCUGUUCGUCUGUGCCUCUGUCACAGAUGCAGUGUUUUUAUUUGGGGUAUUUUUUAUGUGGGACCCACAUGUGAUGAGGCUUGAAAACAGUGGUUUAUUUAGGUUAUGUGAAUACAUGAACCUGAGCUUCAUGAAGACUGACACAGCAGCCAUUUGAAUAUUUUAUGCCUGAUGUUGUGCUUCCACUGAGAUAAAAUGUGACAUUUAUUUCACAGCACAAUGUUCUGGUUACAUCCUGUCCUACUCCUAAAAGCAAAUUUUAUUUUGCAAAGUAAAUCUACAACAAACACGAACGUGACCAGCAUGCAUUCCCGUUAAUUUUCAUCUAUGCACCGGCCAAGAAUAUUUAAGAAAAUACUAAUUCUAAUGAUUUCUGGCCACUAACUCUAGGUUAGAUGUCCCUCUGGAACAGGAGCUGAUUUGGGACUGCAGAACAGUCGCCAAAGUUCCGGAAGAAACAGGUUUUUGCAGUAGAAUUGCACAUUGUUCCUAGUACUGUUAAGAGCUUGUGCUACUACUUGCACUGAUCUAGGUGCACAUACAGAAAGAGAGAAACAUUUCUGCAACAUUUAAGUUGUUCUACAAACAAUGAGUUAUACCUACUAUGAACUUAACUAACACUCAAACUCUCAGCUAAUGGCAUAUCAGUUUUCCAACACAAUUCUAUUUUGUUUUCUUUGUACUGUUUUUUCCCCCCAUGUAAUGAUUUGACUUGUUUAUUUCUAUACCACAUGUAUAAAAGAACUUCCUGUAUUUCCUUGCAUGUCCCUCCAGAGACUUUAAAUUGUUUAUAUGUACAAAAAUAACCAGUGGUGGUUACUUGGUUGGAUUGAAGUUAAUUACCACAAACCUAAAACCAUCUGACUUUAUUAAAUAGAAAAUAAUUUAUAUAUUCUUGUUGUACAUGUUCAUCUUUGUCAAUUAUGCACAUUGUUUCAUUGUCUUCUUUUUUUUAAGAAAGGAUUUGGGCCAUAAUUUUUAUUUUUUAUAAAUGUUUGAGCCGAACCUACAAAAAGGGCUGAGAAAAACGUUAGCAUAAACAGUAAAUAUAAUGUGCUUAAAAAUAAUGAAAUGGCUUAUUAAAUCAAAAUUCUGCCAGUAGGCAUUUUAAGGCAUACACAGAAGUACAGGUGAGAUUACCAACUAUAGUUUGCCAUAUUGUAGCUAAAUGCUAAUCCACAUUAGCUAGUGUUAGCUAAAACAGCUUUAACGCGUGGACAAGGUAAACUAGACAGGAAAACCUGACAAAAACAAAGUUUGUCUCUAGACAGUGAAGUGCUGCUGCUUGUACGUGUUUUGAAACAUUUUCGUAUAUUUUUAGCACUGUUCGAGCAGCAUUUGUAUAUUGUGUAAACAAAGGCAGAGACACAGCAUACUACAGUUGCCACUCCUCGUUUAGCUGCUCAACGUCACCUAUUUGUUUUCACACGUCACGUGUUCAGCCCUCGAUGCAGUUUCUUGGACGGUGAUCGGUUCAAAAAGUUUCUAAGGGUUUAACUCUCCCCCUCUGAUUGGUCAGUAAAGCUAUCUGUCAGUGACGCACAUUUGUGUAAGGAUGUGUGCAGUCCACCAGCGGUCGGGAGUCAGUCCACAGAGAACGACGGUACUGGCGAUGUUGGGAACUUUACACACCCUCGACGUCUGCUAAUAUUGUUGCAUUUGAGGAUAAUUUGGGUUUUUUCGCACGCCGACGAACGAACACUUAAGAUUCAGAGAAGAUUUUGCGCAGUACGGUUAACUUUUUAGUGCAAAAGAAGAGUCGCCGUCGAGCGAAAUCGAACUCCCAUGAUUCGUUCGCGAAUAGUUCUUCAGCGGAAGUGGCGUUUGGAUUAAAAGCAAGCUUUGAAAAGACGGGAUUCUAAAUGGUUUUAAGGACCAGCAGGACUCAUCUGAGUUCUUUUUUUCUAAUGCAACAUUUUCUUAUCAAUUAAUGCUGUCAUAUUGAUGUUUAUUGGCGCUUGCUAAUUUUAGCAAGCUAGCUGGGGUGCAUUUGCUUAGCAGCCUCGCAGUAUCAACACUUUGCUGCUUUCAUUACUUUGACGAAACAACUUUUGAUGACAGUAUAUUUUGGAGCAUUUUGUGACAUAUAGACCAACGGCAAACAGCGAAGUAUAUGAAAUACAUUUAGCCGUUUUUUAAAAACCUGUGAUUUUUAAAAAAAAA
Cynoglossus semilaevis (tongue sole) is the source of this 4366-nucleotide messenger RNA. RefSeq names its product denticleless E3 ubiquitin protein ligase homolog (Drosophila) (gene dtl). Bases 225 to 2189 code for a protein of 654 amino acids. The record is from RefSeq and is a predicted model, not a curated record. Gene Ontology annotation, molecular function: protein-macromolecule adaptor activity; protein binding. Gene Ontology annotation, cellular component: nucleus. Gene Ontology annotation, biological process: proteasome-mediated ubiquitin-dependent protein catabolic process; mitotic G2 DNA damage checkpoint signaling. The transcript is spliced from 15 exons. NCBI's taxonomy places the organism in Eukaryota, Metazoa, Chordata, Actinopteri, Pleuronectiformes, Cynoglossidae.